AAGCAGCAUUUGAGCUGAAGCACAAUCAGUAAAGAACAACGUGUACCCUUACUGGAGUACAAACCUCGGCUACUGUAGCCUGCACGGCACCUCCCUGACAGGUACAGGGAUCCCAUGUGUGGACUCCUCCACCCCGGGGUAUCCCCUUUAUCUGGAGCUGGGGCGGCCUGACCCCGCCCUGUCUGCCGGCUCCUCCUGCCGCUGUCUCUCCAUCUUUCUUUCAGUGCGUGAAGAUGGCGCCGAUUGAGGCCAGCAAAUCCCGGAGACGGGCCGCUAACCUCCCGGCAGCGGCGGCGGCGCAGGGCAAGUGUGCGGGCGCCGGGGAGAGUGAGCAGCAGCGGAGGAGGCGAGGGGCGACCGGAGAGGGAGAGGAGGAGGAGGAAGAGAACAACCUGUGGUCCUCCAUCCUGAGUGAAGUGUCCACCCGCUCUCGGUCCAAGUUGCCAUCCGGGAAAGCCGUGCUAGUGACGGGAGAAGAUGGAUCUGGUAAAACCACUUUAAUAGCAAAACUACAAGGAGUGGAGGACUACAAGAAAGGACGAGGAAUGGAGUUCUUGUACCUGGAUGUUCAUGAUGAAGAUAUUGAUGAUCACACUCGCUGCAAUGUUUGGAUCUUGGAUGGUGACACUUACCAUAAGGGUCUCCUGAAGUUUGCAGUUACCACUGAUAAUGUAAAAGAUACUCUACUUAUGCUGGUGGUGGAUAUGUCUCGGCCUUGGAUGGUUAUGGAUUCAUUACAGAAGUGGGCCAAUGUUGUUCAAGAACACCUUGACAAAUUGAAAAUACCACCAGAGGAAAUGAAAGAAAUGGAACAGAGUUUAGUGAGACAGUUUCAAGAAUAUGAAGAGCCGGAUAAAGAAAUACCAGUAUCUCCACAGCGGAGAAGUACGGUGUCACAAGAAACGAAUGAAGAAAGUGUGGUGUUGCCUUUAGGCACUAAUACACUUACACAUAAUCUUGGCAUUCCAGUCCUAGUAGUUUGCACUAAGUGUGAUGCAAUAAGUCUACUGGAAAAGGAACAUGAUUACAGAGAUGAACACUUCGACUUCAUUCAGUCACACAUUCGAAGGUUUUGCCUUCAGUAUGGUGCUGCACUUAUUUAUACUUCAAUAAAGGAAAAUAAAAAUAUUGAUUUAAUGUAUAAGUACCUUGUCCAUAAGUUAUAUGGAUUUCCUUUCCAUUCACCAGUACUGGUUGUAGAAAAAGAUGCAGUAUUUAUUCCUGCAGGAUGGGACAAUGAAAAGAAAAUAGGAAUUUUGCAUGAAAAUUUCCAGUCGUUAAAAGCUGAUGACAAAUUUGAAGAUGGCAUUAUGAAGCCUCCAGUAAGAAAGUUUGUACAUGAAAAAGAAAUUUUAUCAGAAGAUGAUCAAGUCUUUCUUAUGAAACAACAGUCUUUCUUAGCAAAACAGCCACCUCUUUCAACUGGAAGACCACUAGAUUCCUCAACAAGAGUUGCUGGAGGUUCUCCAAGAACACCAAGCCGAUCUGGAAGUGCCAAUGUUGUUAACGUAACUCCUAUUCCCACAGGAAACAAAAAGAUUGAUCCCAAUAUAAAAGGAGCUGCAAGUGAAGGUGUUCUGGCAAAUUUCUUCAACAGUCUUCUGAGCAAAAAGACAGUCUCUCCUGGAGGAGGUGCUGGUAAUUUACAGGGUUCUGUAAAGAAAGGUGGUCAUAAACCCGUGUUAACAGAUGUACAGGCAGAACUGGACAGAAUUGCACGCAAGCCAGAAGCUGUAUCUCCCACUCAUACAUCCAUAGCAGAAGAUAAAGCAUCCUGAAGAAAAGCUAUUUGUGCGAUUCUUAAUACCAUAUUGUUGGCUUUGCCUUUCCUCUUUCCUUCAGAACAUGUAAUGAGGAUCAUAGGCUGUUUUUGAAGUAUACUGGACUACUACGUUCGAUGAAUUUGUUCGUUGUAUGUACAGAAACUAUUGAGAGGGAGUUUGCUGCAAAAAUGAUUCUAUUUGAUGUGUUUUCUGAGGAAAAUAAUGAGAUGAAUUUAAUUAUUGGACUUUGCAUCUCUUUGUUCAAAUAAUGCUAAUUUGCAGCCAGUUUUGGCGAGUUAUUUAUAUUUCCCAGGUGUUCAAUUGGGAAAUGUCAGAUUCAAAUCGUAACUAUGGUGCCUAAAACAAAGUAUCUAGAUGUUUUGCUGGCUAGAGGCAUAGCAGGAAUCCAGGCUAUUUAAAUAAACUUUUCACAAACUUGCAUCACAAAAAUACUGCCUCAAAAAUGAAUUGCUGGUGGCCAAAUUUAAAAAGUGUGCUGAACAGAAGAACUCUUUAAACAGCCUGAACAAUAUGGUGAAAUGCCUAAUUUUUGUAUGGUAGCCUGUUAAUUGUAAACUGCAGUGUUAAAAUUGGAGAAAGGGGGCAGUGGUCAGUCACCCAAGGAAUGUACGUUACCUCAACUUGAACUCUUCAUCCUGUGUUCCAGUUGUUAUAUGGUACUUCCUUCACUCAGUUUUCUGUCUGGUUUCUGUAUUGUGCUGUUUCUAACUACAGAAAGAUGUAAGGAUUGUAAUCCUUCAAUAAAGUUGUAUUUAUUCUCUUCAACA
Molecule: messenger RNA, 2551 nt
Organism: Pristis pectinata (smalltooth sawfish)
Lineage: Eukaryota; Metazoa; Chordata; Chondrichthyes; Rhinopristiformes; Pristidae
Product: cytoplasmic dynein 1 light intermediate chain 1-like
Exons: 13
Coding region: 234-1778 (514 amino acids)
Biological process (GO): microtubule-based movement; microtubule cytoskeleton organization
Cellular component (GO): cytoplasmic dynein complex; centrosome
Molecular function (GO): dynein heavy chain binding
Source: RefSeq, a predicted model, not a curated record